Filobasidium floriforme is the source of this 791-nucleotide messenger RNA. RefSeq lists its product as uncharacterized. The coding region runs from base 84 to 746 and encodes 220 amino acids. Lineage: Eukaryota; Fungi; Basidiomycota; Tremellomycetes; Filobasidiales; Filobasidiaceae. Gene Ontology annotation, molecular function: RNA binding. The record is from RefSeq and is a predicted model, not a curated record. Gene Ontology annotation, cellular component: nuclear speck. The transcript has 7 exons. Gene Ontology annotation, biological process: mRNA splicing, via spliceosome.
CCUGACUUUUUGAGAACCAGCUCAGGCAGGUUCUGACACAAGCAGCAUAACUGAGUUCGACUCUUCUAAAAGAGCUUUGAGUCAUGGGUCGAACUAUCCUUUAUGUGAAUGGAUUUCAUCCGAAUACACGAGCUCGGGAUCUGGCAUGGGCUUUCGAGAGAUAUGGCCGACUCGUCAGGUGCGAUAUCCCCGCUACGCACAAUCCGCAAGCCAAGCCAUACUCUUUUGUUGAAUUCCGAUACGAAGAGGAUGCCGAGGACGCUUACAAGUAUAUGCAUCACAAGGUGAUCGAUGGAUAUGAGAUCUCGGUACAAUGGGCCAAAAAGACUCCGAGCCGAGAUUGGCGUUACGAACAAUCUGAAAGCCUUCGUUCUCGACGAGAAGAGCAUUAUCGGUCGCGCGAGGGGGACAGGAAGCAUGAUUGUCGCCAGAGGUCUCGAUCUCCGAGAGGUGGUGAUGGCGGGAGGAGCCAUAGUCACGACGAGAGAGCGUCUCGAAGUCACGGCGAAAGGGAAUCUCGAGGUCAUGACGAAAGGGGAUCUCGAAGAGACAGGGAGAGGGAUUCUCGGGAGCUCGAAGAAGAAGAUUAUCAGCAUGGCAGAUCUCGUCCACUUACGAACGGCCACGAGCAUCUAUCAAGUCCCGGUCCUUCUCCUCGACACCAAACUGAACCGAGCAUGAGAGGCCAGUCUCCACAUCCUCAGGAUUACCAGCAUGACGACCCGAUGGACGGUACUGAACGAUGAAGAUACGGACGAAUCCGAAACUUCGACGAUAUAUCAUACAUUAAG